Molecule: messenger RNA, 4135 nt
Organism: Canariomyces notabilis
Lineage: Eukaryota; Fungi; Ascomycota; Sordariomycetes; Sordariales; Chaetomiaceae
Product: multidrug efflux transporter AcrB transmembrane domain-containing protein
Exons: 1
Coding region: 93-3923 (1276 amino acids)
Biological process (GO): sterol transport
Cellular component (GO): membrane
Molecular function (GO): sterol binding
Source: RefSeq, a predicted model, not a curated record
CAGAGACAACAACAGUCCUUUGCUUGAAAACCUGGUCACCUAAUCGGAUUCAUCUGUCGGUCGCGCGCCGCUGAGCGGCUUGAUUACCGACGAUGAAGAAGCUGGCCGAGCUCUGCACAUCGGGCGGGCUCCUGCUGUCGACGCUCACGACUGCCGCCGCAAACGUUUACACGCCCAAGCACGAGGCCGGCCGCUGCGCCAUCCGGGGCCAAUGCGGAUCCAGAAAUAUCUUCAGCCCCAAGCUGCCCUGCGUCGAUAAUGGGCCAGCCGAGGAACCCGACGAUAAGCUGCGGCAGCAGUUGACAGAUCUCUGUGGCCCGAAAUGGAGCACGGGACCCGUCUGCUGCGACUCCGAACAGGUCGACGCCCUCAAGUCAAACCUGCAGACGGCGAACCAGAUAAUAUCGUCCUGUCCCGCGUGCAAGGAGAACUUCUUCAACAUGUUCUGCACCUUCACCUGUUCUCCCGACCAGUCGCUCUUCAUCAACGUGACCGAGACGAUGGAGAAGGACGGCAAGACGAUGGUGACUGAGCUAGACCAGCUUAUAUCAAAAGAGUACGGAGAAGGGUUCUAUAAUAGCUGCAAGGACGUCAAGUUUGGGCCGACAAACUCGAGGGCGAUGGACCUGAUUGGCGGUGGCGCAAAGAACUACACGCAGUUGCUCGAGUUCCUUGGCAAGAAGCGAUUCGGAGGUUCUCCCUUCCAGAUCAACUUUCCUACGAGCUACACCGAGCCGGGCAUGAAGCCGCUGCCGAUGACUCCCAAGAAAUGUAACGACGAUGACCCGAACUUCCGCUGCGCCUGCAUCGAUUGCCCGGAAGUUUGCCCGAAGCUCCCAGAUAUCGAGGAGGCCGGGUCGUGCCACAUCGGAGCUUUGCCCUGUCUGUCAUUCGCAUCGAUUCUGACAUACUGCUCGAUGUUGUUUUUGUCUGCUGCUGCCGUGGUGGGGCACAUCGCGUGGAGGAGACACGCCCGGCGUAGGAGCGAGAGGCUGAGGCUGCUCACGGAUGCCGCCCCCAGUGAUGACGAAGACGAGGGCGACCUCACCGAAAAUGGUGCCAUGUUUGACCGUCCGCAGAACACAUACAUCAUCAAUACCUGGUGCGAUACCGCCUUCGCAAGGCUGGGGCACAUGGCGGCUCGAUUCCCGGCCCUAACCAUCGCCACCAGCUUCCUAGUGGUGCUCAUCCUGAGUAUCGGCUGGUUCCAUUUUGAGCUCGAGAAGGACCCGGCCCGCUUGUGGGUAAGCCCGAGCUCACCGGCGGCGGAGGAGAAGGCCUUCUUUGACUCCAACUUUGGGCCCUUUUAUCGAACAGAAAAGGUGUUUUUGGUCAACGAUCUCAACGCCACGGGACCCGGACCCGUGCUGGACUACGACACCCUUAUCUGGUGGAUGGGAGUGGAACAGGGCAUUCGCCAGGUCAGAGGAAGCAAAUUCGGCAGCACGCUGCAGGAUCUCUGUCUCAAGCCCACGGGCGAUGCUUGUGUUGUGCAGUCGGUCUCCGCCUAUUUCCAGGAUGACCCGGACAUGGUUGAGCGAAACGGCUGGAAAGCUAGGCUGCGGGAAUGUGCUGACACGCCCGUCAAUUGCCGCCCCGAAUACGGCCAGCCUCUAGAACCCAUCAUGAUUCUUGGCGGCUACCCCGAAGGUGGCGAUCCCGCUCAGGCAUCGGCGAUGACCGUCACUUGGGUUCUGAACAACUAUCCGGAGGGAUCCCCCGAGGCAGACCGUGCCAUGGACUGGGAAGAAGCUCUCAAGAAUCGCCUGCUGUCGCUGCAAGACGAGGCAAGAGGACGGAACCUCAGGCUUUCCUUCUCAACCGAGAUAAGCCUGGAGCAGGAGCUCAACAAGUCCACCAAUACGGAUGCGAAGAUCAUCGUCAUCAGUUAUAUUGUCAUGUUUUUACACGCGUCCAUUGCACUGGGCUCAACCACGCUAUCGUUCCGAGAUAUCCUGCGCAACCCCGCCAUAUCACUGGUCCAGUCCAAGUUCUCACUUGGUGUUGUCGGCAUUGCCAUUGUGCUCAUGUCCAUCUCGGCAUCUAUCGGCCUGUUCUCGUGGACCGGCCUCAAGGCCACGCUGAUCAUCGUCGACGUCAUUCCGUUUAUUAUCUUGGCUGUCGGCGUUGACAACAUCUUCCUCAUCGUUCACGAGUUUGAGAGGGUGAACGUCAGCCAUCCGGACGACAUGGUUGAGGUUAGGAUUUCAAGGGCUCUUGGCCGAAUGGGCCCGUCAAUUCUCUUUUCGGCUAUUACCGAGACCAUCUGCUUCGCGCUUGGCGCUUUCGUCGGCAUGCCGGCUGUCCGCAAUUUCGCCGUAUACGCUGCCGGGGCCGUGCUCAUCAACGCCAUUCUUCAGGUCACCAUGUUCGUCUCGAUUCUCACACUCAACCAGAUCAGAGUCGAAGAUUGCCGAGCAGACUGCUUCCCGUGUAUUCAAGUCAAGUCCGCGAGGGUAUAUUUGAACGGCAACAGCGGGAACGGCGCCCGAUACUACGAGGAGCCCACCGAGAACUUUCUGCCGCGAUUCAUACGCAAGACUUAUGCUCCAAGACUUCUGGGGAAAAAGACCAAGGCUGCCAUUAUCACGCUCUUCCUUGGUAUCUUUGCAGCUGCCGUGGCGCUACUGCCCGAGGUUGAGCUUGGCCUGGACCAGCGCGUCGCCAUUCCCGACGAUUCGUACCUGAUUCCCUACUUCAACGAUCUCUACGACUACUUCCAGGCCGGACCGCCUGUAUACUUUGUCACACGCGAGUUUAAUGCCACCGAACGGGCACAGCAACAAAAGAUUUGCUCUCGUUUCACAACAUGCCAGCAGCUAUCCCUCACCAACAUUCUCGAGCAGGAGCGGAAGCGGGAAGACGUGUCAUACAUCUCUUCUCCGACAGCCGGCUGGUUCGAUGACUUCUUCCAGUGGCUCAACCCCGAGAACGAAAAGUGCUGCGUCGAGGGACGCCGGCCUUGCUUUGCCAGGCGAGAGCCCCCUUGGAACAUCACGUUGGCCGGCAUGCCCGAGGGCGACGAGUUUGUCCAUUACCUUAACAAAUUCCUUACUGCCCCUACCAACGAAGACUGCCCCUUGGCGGGACGGGCGUCAUACGGGUCCGCCGUGGUUGUUGACUCGGAGCGAGACACCAUCCUGGCGAGCCACUUCCGCACCAACCAUCGGCCCCUCCGCAGCCAAGAUGACUUUAUCAAAGCCUAUGCCUCUGCGCGCCGCAUCGCCAACGACGUCAGCGUCAGCACCGGCCUGGACGUCUUCCCCUACAGCGUCUUUUACAUCUUUUUCGACCAAUAUUCUACCAUUGUCUCCCUCACCGCAACGCUGCUCGGCUCGGCGAUAGGGAUCGUCUUUAUAGUAUCUACCGUCCUGCUCGGUUCUUUGCUCACCGCUGCGGUGGUCACGGUCACUGUCAUCAUGGCCGUCGUGGACAUUAUCGGCGCCAUGGCCGUCAUGGGCGUCAGCCUCAACGCCGUCUCUCUGGUCAACCUCAUCAUAUGUGUCGGUAUUGCCGUCGAAUUUUGCGCGCAUAUUGCCCGCGCCUUCAUGUUCCCCUCGCGCACCUUUAUGGAGAGGGCUAAGAAUCGCUUCCGUGGCCGCGACGCGCGCGCAUGGACGGCCCUGGCCAAUGUGGGCGGCAGCGUCUUCUCGGGCAUCACCGUGACCAAGAUGCUUGGUGUGAGCGUGCUGGCGUUUACCAAGAGCAAGAUCUUUGAGAUUUACUACUUCCGAGUGUGGGUUGCGCUCGUCGUGUUUGCGGCCACGCACGCGCUCGUGUUUUUGCCCGUGGCGCUGUCGCUGUUUGGUGGCGAGGGUUACAUUGACCCCGAGAGCGAGGGCGGCCUCGAGGAGGACCUCGCCAGUCGCAGGUACCGCGCGCUCAUGCCCGACGGAGAUAGCGAUUCUGAGGACGAGGACUAGAGGCCCCGUGGAGAAUCACGGAGGGAUUCUACCUGGUGGGGGAGCUCAGGCCCCCAGGUGAUUGUCCAGACUUGGUCUGCUGCCGAGCCCGGUCGUAGAAUAACCCCGUCAGGGGUGGUUCUGUCGCCUAUCUUGGAAGAGAGCAGUCGUGCUAGCUCUUUGCUUCCUGAGGAACAUGGGCGAGGCGAGGGGAAGCGCAAAGCUGUUACGGA